AUCUUCAAUAUUUGAUGCCAUAUCCAGGCAUUUUGGUGUUCCGGCUGUUUUCUCAAGAGAAAUUCAGAGAUCGAGAAAGAGCAUGGUGAAGCCGACUAAACGACGCACGGCCUCCCUGGAGGUGGUCAAGAAUCUAAUCAAAGGUGUGGCUUACAUCAAGCAGCAGAAGCAGGUGGCGAACUUUGAUCGACUGGCCAAAUACAUGCAGCGAGAGUAUGGCUUGAAGUACGGGGAGACCCAGAGAGAGGCUCAUAAUGCAGUGGAGGACAACCUACUUGUCUCAUACACCGCCAUUGGCAACAAAGGGUCAAAGGUCGGCGUGGAGCAAGAGGGAUUCAAAAUACCCGAUGAGGAAUCCCCAGUGGUGGAUGACGGCCAUGACUGGUACUGCUUUGAGUGCCACAAGCCUGGUGAAGUGCUGACAUGCUCUGACUGCUGGAGAGUGUUUCACCCCGGCUGUACUGAGGAAGAAUGGGGGAGUGGCAUCAAGUUCUCCUGUCUCGCUUGUAAGAGUGGACGCAAAAAGAAUACCCUAAAUAAGAAAUAUCUCAACACAUUGCUGGGCUACACCAUACUACGGCUGAAAGAGAAAACAAAAGAGCUCCAUCGCCUGGUAGUGAAGGAUGAGGAGGAGAGCCAAUGGCGGCGCUACAUUUACCGGCCGCGAGAUUUGAACUCCAUGGAGCAGGAGUUGACCAAACGUAAAUACCAUUCCAUUGAAGAGUUCUUUGCCGACGCCAAAACCAUUGUGCACAACGUCAUCCUGGCGUUUGGAGAAUACAGUGGGAUGGCAGAACUGGCAAGGAUUAUGAUAAAGGACUGUAAAUAUGAUCUUGAUGAGCUAAGGCAGUGCCCCAACUGUUACUACAUGUCAAAUGCUAAACCCAAAGACUGGUUUUGUCAGAUCUGUGAUCCCCCUCAUGAGUUGGUUUAUGCGAAACAGAAAGGAUACAGCUUCUGGCCGGCCAAAGUCAUCAAGAGCCUCGAUGACAAGUACGAUGUGCGCUUCUUCGGAGGUUAUCACCAAAGAGCUGUGGUACCAAAGAAUUAUGUGAAACCGAUAACCAUUGGAGUGCGAGACCUUGCCAUAAAGAGGACAGCAGGUUUUGUGAAGGCCUGCGAGGAGUUGCAGCGACACCAGUGCCUGCUGGAGGAGACAGAGGGGAAGACAGCCGGGGAAGAGGAGAGCGAAGACACAGACGAUGAUUCUGAGGAGGAUGAGGACGAGGAGAGGGAGGAAGAAGGAGAUACCCGGGAAGUCAGCUCCACAUCUGUGAUGUCCUCCAAACAGGUGCCGACUCCCGAGGAUUCUAACCUUGUGACCUCCAGCGAGGACAAAGUGACAGCAGUAAACCUGAAAGUGAGCACAACCUCUGGCAACCCCCCCAGUGGUAAGAAGACCUGCGAGGUGCGACCAGUGAAGACCUCGAACAAACACAGCCAGACAGACCCGGAUUCCUCAACAGGCUGUUCCUGUGAGGCCAGAUACAACAAAAUAUUCAGUGAUUUUAAAGAGAGAGUUAGGAAUGACCAUAAAGAGGAGAAAGAGAAAGCUCUAAAGGAACUCACAGAUAGGCUGCACAAGGACUUUGAGGAGGACAAACAGCAGGCGGUGUCGCGGGCGAUGGCCAACAUGCAGAGGGAGAUGGAGCGGGUGCGGAGACAGACCGAGGAGAAGUGUAAGGAGCAAUACAUGGAGGAGAUGAAGAAACUUGCUCAGAAACAUAAAGAAUCCAUCUCGGCAACCAAGAAAAAACAAUGGUGUUUUAACUGUGAAGAGGAAGCGAUGUAUCACUGUUGCUGGAACACGUCGUACUGUAGCAUCAAAUGUCAGCAGGAGCACUGGCACAAGGAGCAUAAACGCGUCUGCAGGCGGAGACGAUAACAAGUCGGCGUGACGGCCAACGCAGGCCCCUCCAACUUCAAAUCAAUCAUUUUACUAGGAUGUACAUGUAUCAUAACUGUUAAAUAUUUGUGCUUCAGUUUUUUUUUUAAUUAUUAUUAUUAUUAUU
Liolophura sinensis is the source of this 2012-nucleotide messenger RNA. Its product is annotated as zinc finger MYND domain-containing protein 11-like. The record is from RefSeq and is a predicted model, not a curated record. Gene Ontology annotation, cellular component: nucleus. The coding region runs from base 83 to 1885 and encodes 600 amino acids. Gene Ontology annotation, biological process: regulation of transcription elongation by RNA polymerase II; regulation of signal transduction. Lineage: Eukaryota; Metazoa; Mollusca; Polyplacophora; Chitonida; Chitonidae. The transcript has 14 exons. Gene Ontology annotation, molecular function: transcription corepressor activity; DNA binding.